This is a messenger RNA of Argiope bruennichi, 816 nucleotides long. RefSeq lists its product as uncharacterized. Lineage: Eukaryota; Metazoa; Arthropoda; Arachnida; Araneae; Araneidae. The coding region runs from base 1 to 816 and encodes 271 amino acids. The record is from RefSeq and is a predicted model, not a curated record. The transcript has a single exon.
AUGCCUAAUACAGAAAACGAAAGUGUCAAUGCUGGCGCUCCGAUAGAAUCGCAGUUGUCCCAUCUUUCGGUGAAAAUACCGCUGCUGUGGAGGAAGAAUAUAACAUUGUGGUUCAUCCAAGUAGAAAGCAAUUUCGCUCUAGCAAAAAUAACUAAUGACCUUACAAAAUACAAUCAUUUGAUUGCGUCUGUUGAUCCGGAAACUUUAUCUGUGGUACCUGAUAUUUUACUCACACCCUCCGACACCAAUAAAUAUGAUGCGUUAAAGGCUGGACUUAUAACAGAAUUUUCCGCUUCGGAAAAUGAACAGAUCCGUCGACUGCUUUCUGAACCACAUUUAGGCGCCGAUAAACCAUCGCAGUUACUCCGAAAGAUGCUCCAACUCGGUGAUGGCACAGGCAUAAAAGAAGAUUUCCUCAAAACGUUAUGGCUGCAAAGACUGCAGUCAGAUAUGCAGGCAAUUUUAUCCAUAAGUUCAGAAUCCCUGAACAAUUUGGCCAACAUGGCCGGCAAAUUGGCGAGGUCCGUAUUUUCUCAACAUUUAACAGCGUCUUUGCCGUUAGCCGAGGAGCGCAAAGCGUCCACUGUGGAUGAGUUUACUGCACUCCCAAGCGAAAUCGCCGAUUUAAGAAAGCAGGUACAACGGCUUUCCCGAGACAGAAGCAAAAGUCCGUUCCAUUGGAAAAACAGACAGCGCAGUUUUUCUCUCUGGGUUUCCAGUGAUGAUGGGAUAAAAUUCUUUUAUUAUCAUUCACUUUUCGGAGAGAAAGCACUGAAGUGCGUAUCUCCAAGUUCGUACUCAAUUAACUCGCAAUAG